AUGAAAGGCGAGGGAGAAGGGAGAACGGGGCGGGGAGGAGACAGUCGGCUCGGCACGGAGGGACGGGACGGGACGGCCCGGCCCCGGCGCCCCGCGGGCCAUGCGGCUGCUGGCCGCGGCUCUGGCCGCCCUGCUGGCCUCGGCCCCGGCCCCAGAUAUUUGUGAGGCUUUAAACGUGACAGUCUCUCCAGGACCGACAGUGCGAUACUCCGAGGGAGAUAAUGCUACCCUUUACUGCCACAUUUCUCAAAAGAGAAAGACAGACAAUUUGCUGGCUGUGCGGUGGGUCUUUGCUGUAUCACCUACCCAGGAGUAUCUGAUGAUCAAAAUGACUAAGUUUGGGUCUGUCCAGUAUUAUGGAAAUUAUACUCAUCAUUUCCACAAGCAAAGACUUCGUCUUCUUAAGGAGAAACAUGGAACUCUGUACAAAUUCCUUAUCCUAAGCCUCCAGCAAACAGACCAAGGACACUAUAUAUGCAAAGUGCAGGAAAUUGGCAAACACAGGAAUAAGUGGACAGCAUGGUCAAAUGGCACAGCAGCUACUGAAAUUCGAGUGAUUUCAUCAAAAACUUCCGAUGAUCCCACUUUCAAGAAAAACCAUGAAGCUUGGAAGUUUUUUGAAGAUUUGUAUGUGUACGCAGUGUUUGUGUGCUCAAUAGGAAUCAUCAGUGUCCUCCUUUUCACACUCGUCAUUCUCUGUCAGUCGCUUCUGAACAAGAGGAGAUCCACAGUGAAGCAUUACCUGGUGAAAUGCCCCCAGAACAGCUCUGGGGAGACCGUUACCAGCGUGACAAGCAUGUCCCCUCUGCAGCCCAAGAAGGUAAAGAAGAAGAAAGAGAAAGUGGAGCAGCCGCCCGCCAUCCCAGCAAAAGCUCCAAUAGCCAAUAAUUUUCCUAAGCCCAAGCUCUUGAAACCUCAAAGAAAAUUGAUCCUGCUUUCUUGCAGUCAUUGUGUCUACAAAUUUAGCCCGCUCUUAAACGAAACCUGCUAUUGAUUCUCACAUGCUGCUGGGAGCUGGCGCUUUGGAAAAAAAACAUCCGUUACUGGCAGAAGCACAACCACACCAUCACACUGCCUUUGAGACAUUUCAAGUCAAAAACAGGGCCCUGAUUCCGCCCCACAGUGGUGUAAAUCAGCAAUAGCUGAAGUUGCAGGAAUGAAUAUAUGUAUAGAGCUUGUAUGAAAGAAAAGAAAAACUCAGAUGUGGUUUCUGUUGGAUAUGAGUUUCUGUUAAAAAACAAAACAAACCCCCAAACCUGCGGGUAUUUGCCAGACAGAUCAGACAGAUGGGCAGAUUUUUCUCCGCUUUAGUAACAAAGCAGUACCUGGCCAAGACAUCUGGGGUAACAGAGACAGUUUUACCAACUAACCUCAGCUGCCCUAUAACGAGGCUGGCUUGCAGGGCUCCCUGUGCAGUCAAUAGGCAGAGGUGAGUCAGAGCAGGAGCCUGAUGAGAUGCUCCACGUUGCCUUUCGGGGGAUCCUUUCUCCCUUUGCUGGCAAUGCAGAGCCCAGGGUGACUAACUCCCUAACUUUGGCACCUGAGUGAAGGCGACUGUCUAAAGUUAGGUGGUGUGAAUAACACAAAUGCCUCUGUGAUGGCUUCACUUUCAGAUGAGGACUGGAACUGGGAACCUUCCCACCAAUUGUCAGCAAAUGUUCUCUGCUCUUUUAACAUGGUCAGGGUACAGCCCAGGGUGCUUGGGCACAGUGCCAGGUGGCUCCAGCUCAGCUUAAAUCUCGUGUGAUGCUGCUUCUUGGGCACACUGCCCACCUCUCCUCCCUGGUCAUACAGGGGUUGUGCCUCAGCCAGCCUCCAUUUGUACCGGUAAGGUAUCAGUAAAGGAAGAGGUAGAGUUUUAAAAGCCCAUGAAAAAAACAAACAAAACUGUGUUAGCCACUGUGUCCCAGCACAUGGCUAUGCCAGAGAUCCGCUAACCUUCGGCCCUCCUAGGAAAAGCUCUCAUCGCUUAAAGCACUCAGACUCUGCCUGCAGGUCAGUAAAGCAAUCAACAACACUGAACUUGACGUAAAUCUGUUUCCAGAUGCUUUUUCGUUCUGGAAUAAAUCCAGGGAUGGGGGCCACAAAUAGCUAUUUACUCUUCCCUUCCCACCAUGGAACCCCAGACAAGGUUCAAGCUCUUUGGAGGAGAGCAGCAAUAAACCCUUCUCAAACCCUGAGAUCUGCUUUGGUUUCCCUAGCGUGACUGAGCACCUGUGUGCCACCAGCAGCCUCAGCUGCCUUGCUGUCAGACUCGAGUCUGGCAGCUGCUUCCAUACGUGGCUCUUUUCCCUUUCACAUGUUACCUCGGAGUGCACCUGAAGAAACAUCACAGCCUGCAGAAAACACACAAUCUAUGGAUGAGAGUUAGCUUUUAGUUGAAAAAUAAUUCAACAAAUGUUGUCCAAGAGAUUUUCAAGACACAAACUCACCUAGCGGUACUUAAAAGGCAGAAAACUAAACCCAAGGCAGUCCAUAAGGCACAUUCAGAAGCUGAGCAGGACACUCCCCAGAGCUGUUUCCCAUUUCUCUUGCCUCUCUCCACAACCCAUUUGUUUAAACCCCCAUGUUUUAGUAUUCUCAGGGAAAAAAAAAAAUCAUUCUUUUCUCUUAAAAAAAAUUCUUUUUAAUUCUAAGAAACCUAAACUAACUGAGUAAAAAAAAUCAACAAGAGAAAUGGUAAUCACAGAAUUCAAACACAAAUGGAACAGGUUGGUUUCAGCACGCCUCCAUUUCUUAAUUCACAAAAAUUUCUCAGAUUUAAAAUUUUCAAUCUGCUUUGGGGCAAGAAAAAUGUUAUCGCCACCCUGCCAACUUUCUGCAGGAUAAGAGAUUUUUUUCCUUUCAACUGCAAUUAUUUCAGAGUUGCUGUCUGCACUAGUUUUUUUUUUUUACAGAUUUUACAUAGUUGCUAGGUAAUAGCCCUUGGAAAGCCAGACUCAAAUUGCUGAGUAUCUGGACUUCUUCUGCAGCUUCCCAUUGCAAUCCAAAGAAGAUACCACACUAGGAGAAUAUUCUAGAAAACCUAAGCAAACAAGUUUGAGUAUAAGGGAACAUUACAAAAUAAUUCCAGUGUUUUGGGAAAAUUUUUGUAAUAACCUAAAUACCAGCAAAAUUAUUUCCAGAGGACAUGUGCUUCUGGUUUCCUGAAAGAUGUUUAUAAUAGCUAGAGAAUUUCUUUUGUUGUUAACAUGCUAGAGUGGAUUGCAGUAUAAUUUUACAAGAAUACAAUAACCUGGAUAAAAUGGACAUAAUCUCAAUGAAAAUUAAAAAAAGAGAAAGCCUAAUAUCAUGUUCAGUUGCACAGCCUUGAGUAAAGUCUUUUAAAAACUCCGCUUAUGUCAUAUUGCUUUUGCUUUAGCCAGAACAAGAAUUCUAUGCUCCCCUUGUUGCAAAAAUAUUCCCCAUCAGUGUCAUUCUCUAUUAGCAUCAAUGAGAAAUGUGUACAGAUCAAAGGAAAUAGAGAUGCUGAAAUGCAAAAAGGGAUGGUUUUUAUAGCAUGUAAGAAGCACAGAGAGUCAUUAGGAAGACGAAAAUUCUAGGGGCUCACAAAUCUGUCUCUCUAAGGGCUGUUCCACUAGAGCCUUAAGUACUUAGCCCUUUGAGUUGGUAGAGACAAAUCUUAUACUUCCUCAAACGAAUUUUCUGGUAAGCCUUUCAUUGCCUCCUAGAGAUUUGUUGUCAUAGCCCAAGAGUUUUAGGUGCAGAACAUCUAAAUGAAAAGGUUUCAGUGUCUUCAUGAAGGUUUGCAUCACCAAACUUUUAGAAGAUCUUGUGUGGAGCUAGUGGAAAUAAUUUGAUUUCAAGUUAGACCAAAUUCUGCAAUCUUUACAUAUGCAAAUUUUUUGUUGACUUCAUCAUCUUCACAUUAAACUUUAAGGGAAAGACUACCUGCACAGAUAAGACAGGAUACAGGGAAUCUUCCUGAUUCUGCCUCUGACUUAUGCGGCUUCUGCCAAGUCAGAAAUCAUCCCACUUUGAAAUCAGAUAAAUGCAUCCCAUAUUAUAAAUGAUCCCCUUGGGUCUAGUUCUUUGAACAUGUUGUAAACGUAAAGCACACAGUACAUACAAUUUGGCUUCGGCAGCUCCUGCAUUGACGAAUCUCCUUACCAGAGCGUAUCUGGCUUCUCCUGUUACCCAGCACAGAAUACGCAUUGGUCCUGUGUGACUUCUGGAUCAGAGGUUUUCCAGAGACCAUAUUGGAGCUAUUUCUGAGAAGCAUCCACUACCCACAGCUCAUGCAACACAGACAGCACUGUUUGUCUCAGCAUGGUUUGGAUCACUGGAGGCCUGGUGCUACAUGAUUGUUGAGAUUUUCUUUUGAUGAUGAUUAUGUAAAAGCUACUUGAGAAACAGGAAGGGCUUAUGGUUAUCUAAGAUUGAGGGAAAUUUCUGGAAGUCAUUUUGGUGACAGCUCAGAGAUCUGGAUUCCCAGCUUUUACAGAUGUAUCAGAAAUAAAACACUCAGAUUUUUUUUUUUUUUUUUUUUCCUCUCUCUCUCUUCCCCACCCACCCCAGUUCUGAAAAAUCCCAUCCUUAUUUAUCAUUAUAGGCUAAGUGCUGACAAUGUGCUGAAUGCCAGCCAGUGCAUGUCAGGACAGUCCCUGCACUGGAAGCGCUUACUCAGCAGAAAAGCGUGUGAAAGCCUGGGAUCUGCAAGCAUUCAACCAAAGCACAGCUGUCCUGCUUCUGCUGUGUCUGUGAGGCAGAAGCGUGUUGUUUUGAGCAGGAGCUUGACGGGUGUUUGACACUUGUGGAACUGAGAAAGACAUGAUUUGGUCUCUUCUGCGUGUAUUCAGCAAAAUUAAGCUUACUUCACAUUUAGCUCAUUGUUCCACAUCAGUGUAUACUCCCGAAUCAAGCAAUGAAGAAGGGUGCUCCUAGAGCUGCCCAGAAGCUGAAGUUUCCUUCAUCUGAAAAAUUGUUUUGACUUUUAGGUUUCAGGAGUACCAAUAAGCAAGCAGACCCACUGUAUAUCAGAACCAGUGACUUGGAGUCCUUUUGGGGAAGGGUCUAGAUGUGCAAGUGAAUGAUCUCUUUUCAUCUUACAAUUAAGUACUACAUCAUUCAAGCCAGUCUUAUACCUAUUCACCAAGCUAGCUAGCCAGGAAAGGUAGGCUAGUCAGCUUUUUGCAUGACUAGUAGAAUUCCUGAAUAGUCUUAACGUGCAGGUACCACUGUCCCUUUCCUUAAGAAAAACAAAGAAAGUGAAAUACUGUUCAGUAACAUCAUAUAUUUCAGAUCUGAGAACAAUCGGGUCUCCUUUUUGCCUGCAUGAUUUUAAAUUAAAAGCUAUGCCACCCUCUGUUAGAAGAGUUGUUUUCUCCACAACAUGUAACAAUCUGUGAUUUAAGUCCUCAAUUUCUCAAGGCAUUAUUGAUCUCCACAGACUUCAAGUAACAUUUUACAUAUGAUAUACAAAGAAGAAUUGAAGUUUUUUUUCUUGACUCCCUGCGAUUCUUGAAUAUUUUCAUCCAGUCCACAUAAUUCUUUUCUCUGUCAGAUAAAUAAUCCUUUUUUAUCAGUCUUUCAUUAGGAUGUGAGAAGUCCAUAGGAACAUUUCUUCAUGAAUAUCAUUUAAAUGUUCAAGUUGAAACUCAGAAUACAACAUAUUCAAAACAUCUGAUUUAUGCCUGCUUUCACAUUCAGAUCCUGCAUUGCUAUCUUCAGCCCCAAGAAGGAACAGUUUGUGUAAAUACAGAAAAGCUCUUGCUUGAAUUGAGCCAAGGAUUGUGUAUUUACAAAGUCCCACAGCAGAUGAUUUUUGUGCGACAACACCUUUGGAGUAAAAAAUGUGUCCUUGAACCUUUCUGAAGGAUAAAGAGAAAUAAUCCUGAUUUCCAGCAAUGUUGGUUUGGUUCAGAAUCUAGGAGUAAUUCUGCAGCUGUAAAAGGAAUACAGCAUUAACAAAGGGACUAUUCUGCAAAAGCUGUUAAAACAGGCUGGACAAACUUCUGCCAGGUACAUUUAAUUCUGUUAAUGAAGAAAGAUGGACUGACUAACUCCAUAUAAACACUUCCAGCCCUAUAUUUAUGGGAUUCUGUUUCUUUAAAAUAAAUGAUUCAAUGGGA
Molecule: messenger RNA, 6071 nt
Organism: Cygnus olor (mute swan)
Lineage: Eukaryota; Metazoa; Chordata; Aves; Anseriformes; Anatidae
Gene: VSTM4
Product: V-set and transmembrane domain containing 4
Exons: 8
Coding region: 101-994 (297 amino acids)
Source: RefSeq, a predicted model, not a curated record